AUGAUGUGGCUUCGCUACACAGUGGAUCUGGCCAUGGAUGUGCAGGCGAUGACGAUCUUCAUGCAGCACGAGGAGAUAGCCUUCUUUCUCCUCAAUCUGGCUGGCGUUUUCUUGGGCUUCUUCUGGACGGCCUACGAGUUCUACAUGGUCAUCUCGUCCGGCUCAAAAAUCGGGCGCGCCGAGAUCUUCUUUGCAGGGCUCACGCUGCCAGUUCUGGGUCAGCACGUCACCUACCUGGCCAUCCUCUCCCUCUUCAGGGGAGAGGUGCACCCGUUCCUCUUUGUGUCCACGCUUUCGGAGGCCAUUCUGGAGUCUUCCUUCUCCUCGUACAUCCAAACCUAUGCCGUCGUCUUCACCACCGAGAUGACCUGGACUCAGAAGAGCCAGCUCUACUUUUCUGUCUUCAUGUCCUUUGUCUCCAUCGGCUAUGCCUUUAGCACGAUCGACAUGCUCAAGAACGGUCGGAUGCUGGUGAAAAUUCCUGGCUUCUGCAAAAGCUUCGACGGCCGUUUCUUCACGGUCUUCUUCUUCCGUGUGGCCGAGAUCACUUCGCGUGCCACAUCACUGGCACUUUUCCAAGCCAUCACGCGGCCGUAUGGCAUGUUUGUGCUGAUCGCGGCGGAUGCCCUGAUCAUGGCCUCCCUCACGGUUUUGUUUCAAUCCCAGGUGGGAAAGUACACCCCCGUUGGCAGAAUAGCCUUUGUGCGCCAGAACUUCUUCUACGUGCUCCCCUCGGUCCUCUGCUGUCGAAUGGCGCCGAUGUUGGAGCAGGACACCGUUCUGACUAUUCCGCCAUGGGCGUACUAUGCCGUGAGGCUGCUGGAGAUCGGUGCGAUGUUUGCUGUUGGUGGCCGAUGGCUGGAUUGGGAUCUCGAGUCUGCGCAGAAUCUCUUUGAGGAUGACGGCCUUGUGAUUGCUGGGUUUCUGACCAGCACCUUGAUGAUGUUCUUGCUUGCCAUCGUCAUCAGGACUGUGCUGAGCGUCAGAACUUUGUUGGACUCCCCGGUCUCUGACAUCUGGAGCGGCGCUGAGUUCAACAAUGUUCAGCAUGCGCUGAAGAACCGGAUCCUCAAGGACCACGACACUGACAGGGACGCCCUAGGGCUCAUCAUGAGGAUCCUUGAGACAGAUCCUGGGAUGAGUAGCUCAGCCUGCCGAUGGCACGCGAAGGAAGCAGGUUUGGUGCAGCCCACUGCAGCUUGGGAGGCCAGCUUCCUGCGUGCCAAGGUGACGAUGUGCAUCGGACAGGCCCUGGCGGCCUUGGAGGGCUUCCGCAGCAGCCGGGGCGAAGCCCGGGCUCUCGAGAACGACUCCCUGGUGACGCUGCGCGCGCCCGCCGUCGGGAGCCUGACGGUGAGCGGUUCCAAGCUUCUUGGGAUGAUGCCCAACGACCUCUCGCUGCAGAAGUUUGUAGUGGAGACCGUAAGGAACGCUUCGGAGGCUAAUCGGCCUCUAUUCUCUGGUGAGCCCGUUCGGCUGCGAUGCUUAGCAACUGGACACCUCGUUGGGCUUGAGAGGUCUGCGGAGCAGCUUGAGCUGAAAUGCAAGAGCCAUUGGGAAUCGGAGGCGGCUACGCUGAUGUCAAUGGUCUUGGUGCACGAAGAUACCUACCGUUCCCCGCUGCGCUUCGCACAACAUGUGCGCGUGGGCAGUGGGUUAGAGGUCACCGAGCUGCGGCAG
Messenger RNA from Symbiodinium necroappetens, 1680 nucleotides. The record is from the annotation of a GenBank genome assembly. Lineage: Eukaryota; Dinophyceae; Suessiales; Symbiodiniaceae.